GAUAGUAGGAGGUGCAUCCUGGGAAAUAAACCAACAUGGGGAGCAGAUCCCAUGCAGUACUAACAUCAUGAUUGAGUAAGAGACAGCAUUGCUGCAAUCAUCAUCAUCAUCAUCAUCAGACAAUAAUCGGAUAUUAAGUCAUUCGUGGAUUCCCCCUGUACUAUUACUGCUGAGCCAGCGACUCCCGAUCAAUCCUCCGAGACAAUGUGAUUGCUUCUGGCUGGCCCUGUGUGCUUGUUUUAAGAGCUCUACUGGGGGAAGUGCAGCACUCCCGAUCUUUGCCGGAUGAUGGACAGGAACUACCCGACUCCAAGCUUCCCGGACCCGUUAGUUCCACCAGCACAGACUGCAGCUUGGGCCUACGAGCGCAGCACAGCGAGCAUCAAGCCGAGUUUGAGCUAUGGCGGGACGCAUCCAUCACACCCUGAACAUGAGCUUCUCCACAGACAGUCGUACACAGCUUCACAUCAACUUCCUGGCUAUGUUACAGCACAUCAUCCAGCAGGGCUGUCAGGAUUAUUUGAUGCAGGUUUGCACACUGGCAGUAACCCUACAGACACGUCAGUCAUGAACUUCCUCUCUGCUCUUGAGUCUCGCAAUCCACAGACUGGGACUGCUGUAGCCUCCCUUCUUCCACAGUUCAGAACUCCCUCAUGGCAGACAGGCAUGCAUUCAUCAGCUGCUGCAGAGUUAUUUGUCACUGGAGCUCUACCAGCUCCAGGAACGUUUGCACCCACAUCGGCGCUCUCUGCCUAUCAGCACCCCAAUACCUUCACUACGAGAAACUUUGCCACUACUCCAUCAUUGACACUUCAAGAUGCAUCUUUCAGUCCAUCCUCGAAUGGUCUUUUGUCUCCUCAUGACCCCUUACUGCAAAUGAAAGCAACGCAGGGCACUGUUCCAGCUGCCCUGACAUUCGACCGCAUUGGAAGCACUGUCUUGAGCACCAGCAUACCUCCUCAGUCAUCAACAUAUCGUUCAGCCCAGGAAUCUGCCCCUCAUCUCUUACAACCCCAGUUCAGUUUGCUGCCCUCAGCUCUUGGUGGUGGACAGCAGGCUUCCCAGCCUUACAGCACAUCAAUCUUCACAGGUUCUACUGCCUCCAUCGAAAGAGCACUUCAGCGAGAAUGUAGUGUUAUCAAACACCAUCAGCGGCCUUCCAGUACUCAGCCGGUUCAGGCACAAUUGUCAAGUCCUCAGCAUUCCUUACAGGGUUACUUAACAAGUGGAAGUGGAGUAUCUUUCCAGGAUCCAUCUAGGCAACCUGCGCUGCCCUGCAGUCCACUAGGAGAUAAUACUCAGGUGAGUAAUGGAGGACCACAACAGAAGGCAUCACAAGCCACACUGGAGCAAACUCAGGCUUACCCAUCAACAAUUCCCUCUCCGGGUUAUUCAUCUACGUCUGCCACAAAAGCAAAAGACUGUUCUACCAAACGCACUCAGCGCACAUCAAAGACAACCAAAUCCGAAAGUGUAUCCCCUAACGUGCAGCCACAGAGUUACUCUGCUUCUGCACAGAAGCAGAGCACAGUAAUAGCCAGCCAGCCACAGGCAUACUCUUCAGCACAACUACCUAAUUUGAUGUCAGUAAGCCAAUCGCAGAACUAUGUUGCAUCACAAAACAUGCCCACGAGUGUCAGCCAUUCACAGGUGUAUUCUUCCAGUCAGUCAGAAAAGUUGCCUUCAUUGUAUAACUCAGAAAACCUGACACCUGUUAGUGAGACACUAAGCUACUCUUCCAGUCAUCAACAAGUUUUGUCUUCAGUUGGACACAAUGAAGACUACACUGGUCAAGCACAAGGCUUGUGUUCAGUUAAUCAGUCUCAAAGCUAUUCUUCCAGCCACUCUCAGGGUUUGCCUACUGUGAGCUAUUCUGCCCAGUCACAGGGUCUUUCAUCAGUCAGCCCAUCACAGAGCUAUGCUUCUGGACAAUCCCUCACUCUGACCUCACAGUCUCUGUCAUUUUCUUCUUCUCGUGCCCAGAAUUUGCCAGUUUCAACCCAGAAUUAUAUUUUAAUGCAUUCUUCACCAAGCAGUCAAACAAAAAGUGGCUCAUCGCCUCAGUCUCAUAAGUACUUGCCUCCAGUUCAGUCGCCUACUUUCUCUUCAUCCUCGCAUUCACAAGCUUUGCAGAAUCACCAACCAUCCUCUGACACAAAGCUAACAUACGGUAAAAGGAAGUCGGAUUCAAGUUUAUUUGUCCUGUCUAAGCAGGAGGAAGAUGAAUUUCCUAUUCAAGACUUGCAAGCAUUACAACAGGCUUCCCUUGAAGCAUCAGCUCAAAGUCUUGCAGAAAGUGAGCUAGUCGAGCAAAACACAGUGUACGUUGUCUCGAAGGCAGACGACAGAUAUAAUUCACAGAGUGUGAUAAGGAGCCAUUCACGGCCUGAAGAUCAGAUUAUUGGCCUAGCUCAUCAGGGAUCUAAAAAGGAAGAGAGAAUGAGUUCCUUAGCCCAUCACAGGCAGCAUGUUGGUGGUGCCAACAAUAGGGUAGUCCAAGACUUGAAAAAGACCUCUAGUUUAACACACACUUCACAUCUCAGCAUAAGCACAGAAGAUUUAAAACAGCACUCUCUCCUACAUAAGGUACAAGAAACAAGACAACAAGACCAUCAGUCCCAGGAAAUCAACACUCAACAACAAGGUCAGCCCCAUGCUUUACGGCAAACCCAGCACGUAAGACUACCGAGUGCUCAGGUACUUCUAGAGCCUGCACGAGAUCUGCAGAUGAUUUUACUGCAGCAGUCCUUGCUUCACCAAGGCCUUGACCAGUCUAAAAUGCAACAGAUCCAGGCACAGUACCUUCAAAUGGAAGAUCUCAUUAUUCAUUCCAAUGGAGGUCAAAAUCAGCAGCACAUUCUUCCUCCAAAUUCAGAGGUAAUGAAAAUAGAUGUGACAGAAGCGUCAAAAUCACUUCAGCAACAUCCAACGCUAAAAGAUCAUUUCAGUCAACCAAAUCAGCAUGAAUCGAAGCAUCACUUUGCUCUGAGUUCCAUAUGUUUUCCAGAUUCAAUGUUGCUUGGUGAUGAGAGGAACAUCUUGUCCAAUGUUGAUGAUAUUUUGGCUGCCACUGCAGCAGCUUGUGGGGUUACUCCACAGGAGUUUGCCAAACCUAGUUCUAGUGAAGGUGAAAUUUCAUCACUUGGGAGCCUCACUGAUUCAAAGUCACAUUUUCAAUCGGUUGAUGCAAGGCAUGUAUCUCCUAAUUUCACCUCACAUUCUAUAGUCACAAACCCACAAAACAUUAAUAUGACUUUAAAUGGUAGUCAGAUGAAUAUGGGUCUCCAUUCAGUGUCUACAUUGCAGUCCAAGAGUUCAGCCCUUGAACACCAAGGUUUGGAGAAUUCAGAUCCUAGUGUACAGGCUGGAUUAACCCCUCCAGCACUAAACUCUAGGCAAGACCUUGGAGAUAAGAGCACAAGUUCUUUUCAAAAGAGCAGAAGCACUAGCCAAGAAUCAGAAGAAAAUGACGAAAUACAAGAUCAAAGGGCUUUAAACCAUAUAAAUAAUCCUGACUUUGCCCCUAGUGGGAGGAGUAUAAGUGAUGAAAGUGCUGCUUCAGAAAAUGAAUAUAAUUUAGCUGGGGAAGACUACGACCCAGCUGGGCUAUUGAACAAGGCGAAGCAACAAAUAAAGCCAAAACUGAAAGCACAAGCACAUCUCGGAGGGACAGCAAACAUUAAAAUAGAGGAGGGGGUGCUAGAUUUUUCUCCGGAUGGUUUUCCAAAGAAAAAAUCCAAGGCAAAAUUGUCAGUUAAGCUGAUUGCAGAGGAUGAGAACGGCAACCCGAAACCUAUGAAACGAAGUGGGCAGGGUAAGCGUCAAAACUCCAGAGGAAGUGACGCCAACUCCCCUUCCACUUCAGACAGCUGCUAUGAUAGCUAUCAGCAUCAGGAGAGAAUUCGGCAAAAAAUCAGAGAGGUGGAGGAAAAACAGCCGGAGGUUAAAACAGGUUUCAUCGCUUCCUUUUUGGACUUCCUAAAAUCCGGCCCUAAACAGCAAUUCUCCGCUCCCGCUAUCCGAACGCCCAAUCGCACAAGAAAACCACCCAUCACUUCCAUACGGCCACCGUUUCCCCCACCGCCACCUGCAAAGUCCCAGCCUCUGCCAGUACCUUUAAUGUCUUCAGAGAGUGGUGGUGGAAGUGCACCAAAAAAACUUGAUGAUGACCUGAAGAAGAACUUGGAAACAUUGCCGUCUUUCUCUUCUGAUGAAGAUGAUUCAGUAGGAAAGAAUCGGGAUCUUCAGCAGAGCAUAACCUCAGCAUUAUCAGCAUUGGACGAGCCUUCUGAGAAAAAGAUGAAAUCCGAACAGGAACCAAAUCUCCUUGUUCCUGUUAUAAAGCAGGAGCAACCUCCAGGUACACCUUUAUCUAUAUUAAAGACGCAGGAACCACCAGCUCUACCAACAGCAGCAGAAACCAUCCCACAAGAUGAGCUUAAGGACAUUCCUUCCGACCAGCGGGCUUUGAAACAGGCAUCUGCUGCAAUCGAGGGCUCUACGGAUGAAGAGAACUCUGACAGUGGAGGGGAGGGAAUGUACAGGGAGAGAGAUGAAUUUGUAGUGAAGAUUGAGGACAUAGAUAGCCUGAAGAUUACACUGAAAGCAGGGAUAGAGCCUCCUGCUAUAUGGAAGGUACAAAAAGCUUUGUUGCAGAAGUUCGUGCCUGAAUUGAGAAAUGGGAACAGGGUGUUUUCUGCAACCAACAGUUAUCUUGGAUACUUUGGGGACGCAAAGACCAAGUACAAACGAGUGUAUGUGAAGUUCUUGGAUACUGUAAACAAGAAAGAGUAUGUACGAGUGUGCAACAGGAAGCCAAGAUGCAAACCAGUGCACUCAAUGAGGAGUGUCCAGCCUAAGUUCAGCAACAAGCCUGUGUCUGAUUCGGCUUCUGCUCCCGCUCCUGAAGCUGUGGUACCUAAAGCUGCAUCGACUAAAGUCUCUACACCCAAAGCCAAACAGCAGAAAGUCAAGGCUGAACCACCGCCAAAAAAACGAAAAAAAUGGAAAGAAGUAUUUACACCAUCUCCAUCUGAAUCCUCUCUCGAGGCACAGAGUGAAGACGAUGAGUUUACUCCUCCUGUUCCAUUUGCAACUCGAUUCCUGAACACCAGGACCAUGAAAGAAACGUUCAAGAGCUACAUGGAGCUGCUAAUCAGUGUUGCCUUGGAUGCAGAUGUGAUGGAGGCUCUAGAGAAAGCCAAGGAUGAACUGCUUUUGCCUCAUGUGAAAAAGGUUGAUGGCAUGAUUACAGACAACAGGAGGAGACUGCUUCCAAAACUGCGUGCUGCACAGAUGUUUAAGGGUGCAUUGGACAGUUUUCCAGAACUGACGGUUGUGCCAGAUUUAAAAAAGGGUGAAAACACUACAUGUAAAAUACAACUGAGUGGGAAGGCCUACAACAAGAGGACACUGAGAGCAGCUAAAGCUUCUAAGAAACUGCCACUGGAGUAUACAGUGGAUAAGGACAAAACACAGUGGUUUUCUUUGUAUCAUUCACUCCAGCAUUACAAAUACCACACAUACCUUAUGUGUAAAGAUGAGAUUUCGGCAGUUCAAAAACAAAAUAAGGAUUUAGGUCAGGAGGAGACCGUACAGCUCUGCAUGAAAAAUUCCAAAUGGGUGGAAACUCUUUUUGAGAAGUUUGGUGAACUUCUGACACAAGUACAACAGACCUGUUUAUAGCAGACAAAUCAAUGAUCUCAUCAGUUCCUUUUAAAAUAAAUAAAAUAGCAUUUUAUUAAUGAGCACUAAUAAAUUAUACAGUAAAGACAUGAUGAAAUGUUGGCAUCUCACAGUGCCAGAGUCAAAGCUCUUAUUUGGGCAUUUCUGCUUCAAUAAUGGAUCCUGCAUAUGGUGCUGACAACAGCCUGGGACUGUACUUACUCUGUUUAACAUACAUCACAUUCUGUAUGCUGGCCAGCGUUUUUGAAUGGGUUUUCUACUUUGUAAUCCUUUUUAUGUAAUGAGUACACUUUUUUUAAGACACUUAUUUAACAGAUCAAAUUGGCAAGCAUGCACUAAAAGGUGUUGGUAUAGGAAUAAAAAAACACCUUCAAUCUGAGAACUAAUUGUUUUAAUUUUUUUUUUUUUUUUGCGUUAUUCAGUCAUUAAAGAAAAAUAGGAAAAAAAAUGGUGGUGGUAAUGAAAACAAUAUCAAUUUCUACAAUGGAAUGCCAAAUUUAUAAAGAAUAUUGUACAUUUUGUAAAGAAAGCCUGUGUCAUUACAUUCUUAAAAAAAGAAAUUGACAUAAUAUAGAAACUUGUUUCUUUUCUUUUUUUGCUUUGAAAGACGCCUUUUUAUUAUAACAGUGUUCAAAGGCUGAACAUGGAGUUGGUGCAAUCCUAAAACUGCUUUUUUUGUGACAAAUUAUAUUGUAAUGAAAUACAAUGACCGUAACUAUUUUCUCUGUUUUUGAAUAAAAAAAAAAAUAUUUUGCCGUUUUAUACUCCUUUUUUUUUUUUUUUUUUUUUUUUUAAUGUACAUUUUAUCUCACUAAUAGUUGUAUUUUUCACAAAGAAAAUAUUGUGGUUGAAUUUGUUUCAUGUAUCUUUUUGUAAUACACUUUUCAUUGUUUCCAGAAAAUCCCUAUACAUUUGUUGAUUUACAUAUUGUAUACAGUACUAUAUAUCUUAAGGUAAUCUUUCUUUGUUUAAUAGGAGUUUGCUUCAAUUUUAACCAGAAUAUGCAUUCAGUAUUUGACUAGUUUUGCUUUUUAAGUGUACCUGUGUUACACACUGCAAUUAUGUUCUGAUACAUGAAAAUAAAUUUCCUACUAAACAAGGACA
Molecule: messenger RNA, 6789 nt
Organism: Acipenser ruthenus (sterlet)
Lineage: Eukaryota; Metazoa; Chordata; Actinopteri; Acipenseriformes; Acipenseridae
Product: glutamine and serine-rich protein 1-like
Exons: 13
Coding region: 286-5685 (1799 amino acids)
Source: RefSeq, a predicted model, not a curated record